GCUACACCAUGUUCUCUUCCUUUUUUAAUCGCCUUCUGCUCUUCUUUCUACUAUUUUCUCUUGUUUUAGGAGAUAAAGCAUUUACAGGAACAUAUGGGGUAAACUAUGGUAGGAUAGCUGAUAACCUGCCUCCCCCAGAGAGUGUGGUUACCUUACUCAAAGCAGCAAAAAUUAAGAACAUAAGAAUAUACGAUGCUGAUCAUCAUGUUCUUCGUGCCUUCAAAGGGUCUGGCAUUGAAAUUGUGGUUGGACUUGGCAAUGAAUUUCUGACGGAAAUGAGUGUGGGAGAGGAUAGAGCCAUGAGUUGGGUGAAAGAAAACGUUCAGCAAUUUCUUCCAGGAACCAAAAUCCGUGGAAUUGCAGUGGGAAAUGAAAUCCUGGGAGGCACAGAUAUACAACUCUGGGAAGUUCUGCUACCUGCAGCAAAGAAUGUUCACAAUGCCCUAAGUAAGCUUGGUUUAGCAAAAAACGUUCAAGUUUCAAGUCCACAUUCUGAGGCUGUGUUUGCUAACUCUUUUCCUCCAUCCUCAUGCACUUUCAAGGAAGAUGUUCUUCCUUAUAUGAAGCCUCUCUUGCAAUUCUUCUCACAGAUCGGCACUCCUUUUUUCAUAAAUGCAUAUCCCUUUCUUGCCUAUAAGAAUGAUCCACAACACAUUGACCUUAACUAUGCUCUCAUGGAAAAAAGUCCUGGGAUUUACGACGCAAAGACUAAACUGCAUUAUGGUAACAUGUUUGACGCUCAGGUUGAUGCAGCUUAUGCUGCCUUGGAGAAGGUUGGUUUUGGGAAGAUGGAAGUGAUUGUUUCUGAGACUGGUUGGGCUUCUCGUGGGGAUGAUAACGAAGCCGGAGCAACGAUAAAGAACGCAAGAACCUACAAUCUUAAUCUGCGUAACCGCUUAUUGAAGAAGAAAGGAACCCCUUAUAGGCCAAAAAAGGUGGUCAGGGCUUAUAUUUUUGCUUUGUUUAAUGAAAAUUCGAAACCUGGUCCGACAUCCGAGAGAAACUUCGGAUUAUUUAAGGCUGAUGGAAGCAUUGCAUACGAUAUUGGCUUCACUGGACUUGUACCAUCUUCAGCAACUUCAUCUUUAAUUUCCUUCAAGGUUGUUGGAACCUCGUUUGUGCUGGCUUUCACAAGUUUGGUUCCGUUAUUUUUAUAGCAUUGUAAUUAAUUAUGAGAUUAUAAGCUACCUCCUAAUUGGGUUAUUCUUGGAUUCUGUAACAGUUUUCUGUAUUUCAAGUUGUAUAUAGAUGAUUGACUUUCUAUUUAU
This is a messenger RNA of Vigna angularis (adzuki bean), 1268 nucleotides long. Its product is annotated as glucan endo-1,3-beta-glucosidase 14-like. The record is from RefSeq and is a predicted model, not a curated record. The coding region runs from base 9 to 1157 and encodes 382 amino acids. Gene Ontology annotation, biological process: carbohydrate metabolic process. The transcript is spliced from 3 exons. Gene Ontology annotation, molecular function: hydrolase activity, hydrolyzing O-glycosyl compounds. Lineage: Eukaryota; Viridiplantae; Streptophyta; Magnoliopsida; Fabales; Fabaceae. Gene Ontology annotation, cellular component: plasma membrane.